Colletes gigas is the source of this 3190-nucleotide messenger RNA. RefSeq lists its product as uncharacterized. The coding region runs from base 227 to 3190 and encodes 987 amino acids. The record is from RefSeq and is a predicted model, not a curated record. The transcript is spliced from 4 exons. Gene Ontology annotation, biological process: mitotic cell cycle. Lineage: Eukaryota; Metazoa; Arthropoda; Insecta; Hymenoptera; Colletidae.
AUGAUAUUAUCGGUAUAUGUAUAUAAUUUUUCUUUAUAAUCAUAAUUAUAAUUGAAUUAUUCUAUAAUAAAUCGUAAUAAUAGAGAUUUAUAAUAUGUAUCGGCACAAAUCACAUUAAAUGUGUCAUCAAUUAUUAAAACGAUGUUUGUGAAAAGUUACGCUUCUCAAAAUUAUGAUCUCUAACAAACGAUGCGUAAACAAUGAAUACGAAUAAAAAAUCGAAACAAUGGCGGCAAAUAUAUCUGAUGAAUUUGACAGCGUUAAUUGUCAACGUAGUUCAUUGGCAGUCAAUCUAAGUUGUGUCUCAAAUUUAACAGACUCUGGCAAUGGAUCACUUAGACAUAUAGAUGUCGGAUAUAAUAAUAGUACGUCAACUAGAAUUAACUAUGAUAGAAAUUCGAAAAAUGGUAAACUGCAUAAAAGUGAACGAACAAUCAUCGAUGGUGAAUGUACAUCCGAUCAGAUAUAUCCUAUAAAAGAUGUGCGAAUACUUCUAGAGAAAAUCAGUAACGAAGAUAUAAUGUUGAACAAAGAUUGUGAAAGGUUGAAAGAAGCUAUUUUGACAAAGACUAAACAAGUCUUUGAUACACAAAAUGUGUUAUCUGUUAAGACACAAAAGAUUUUAAAGACUAAACACGAUCGGUCAGAUGUAACUGCAGAAGCAUCUGCAAUAUCAAAUAAAAUUAAUCAAAAAAAGAAACAAUACAAUGCAAACCAAACUAUUAAUAACGCACCAAAAGAGAAACAUGAAAAUAAAAACACAGAUGAACAGAGAAAACAAUUCAAAUUGAAGAAAAGGCGAUUGUUUGAUAUAAAUAAAUCCUUGAGCAAUACGAAAACAAGCAGUAAUAAUGUUAAUUUAAAAUGUAAUUCUUCGAAAUUGUAUUUGUCACAAAUAGAAAAUAAUAAUGAUGAGAGUAGCAUUGUGUUAGCUGGAAGCAACAAAAAAUCUGAUACUUUAAAUUUGUUUUCAAAUAAAUCACGUAAAUUAAUUGUUCCGAGCGAAACAAAAAAACAUAGAAUUAUUGAUUCUGUUUCUUGUAAAGAUCGAUCUGUGUCUCCUUCAAGUAUUUCAGAAGAUGAAAAUACAUUUAUGGCAGUGCCAAUCUGCUGUUCUACAAUGAUAAAUGAUCAAGCAUUAGACACACAGAAUGAACGUUCUCAAAGUGUACAUGAUUCGUCUACUUCUUUAGAUGAUAAUACCAAAAAAAGUACAGUCCCUAUGGAAAUAACUUGUCUGUUUGAGAAGUUAAACAAUGAACAACAAUCUUUAGAACAAGUAGUCAAAAAUAUCACUGGUAAUCUUUCCCAGCAAAAAUUAUUGGGAAAUGACCAUGCUCCUGUUUCUUUGGUACAUGCAACUGUGAAAGUUCCUGAACCAUUGUAUGAAAAUUCUAUAAAUUUAAGAAAAUCUGUUUUAUAUAAUAACGUCGAUGAACAAUGUACUGAUAUACAUUAUAACGAUCAAAGUAUAGAGACAAUUGCAGGCAGUAGUGCAAAUACAAUACAGACUUCUUUGAAUGUGAACACAUCGGUUGAUGCACAGAAGAAAUAUAACAACAACAAAGAUAAGUCUAAACAAAAAAGCUGUAGAGAAAGAAAAUAUAAUAAAGGUGUUGAACACAGAGAAGGAAAAGAUAUAGAUUCCUCAGUCUCUGAAAAAACACAGGAAAGCAUAAAUACAAAUUGUACUUCGUUGGAAAUGAAUACAUCUUUGGAUACAUUGAAUAGAUUACAUUUAACAAAUAAUAAUAGCAAAAGAAGAUCGUUGGUAUUAGAUGGUAUGGCAAACAAAAACACAGAUAGAGAUGAAAAUAGUACUAACACCGUUAAUGUACCUAAGAUGAAAGAUAGACUUGAAAAUAAAACUCCAGAUAGUCGAAGCUACAUAGAAAGUACUCCUUAUCCAAAACGUCAUCCUGUUUUAUUCAAAUCACAAUUCAUACAAGACAUUAAUAAUUAUCAUAAUGAUAAAAAUGAAUCGAGAGAUCCUACUAAAACAAAUUUUCCUAAAAAUAAAUCACAUUUAUCGCUAAAAAAUGUGUCUACGGAAUAUACAAAUUCAUGUUACGAACAAGAAAAAAUGGAAAAUGAGACAAUUAUUCGUAAUAAUUCAUCAGUUACACGAGAAUCGACCAACGAGAGUGAAUCAGAGAAAAAUGAAAAUAGAGAAAAUCCAACAGUACUUCCUGUUAAAAGGAAAUUUAAAAAGAAACUAUUACCUCUUCGUGAAUGUUCGCAAUUAUUAUCAUUUUCCCCAGUGGACGGAGACAUUUUUCCACCUAAGGAACCUACACAUAUAAAAAAACGUAAGAAGUUGAAAAAAGAACAUAUAAAAAAUAUAGUUAAUUUAAGAAACAAUGAAAUUAAUAUGAAUCACAUUGAAAGAAACAAUAACGAAGAAUCACUAUUAGAUAAUGAUUGUACAUUUUCUAAUAAAAAGAAGCCAAGAAAGAUUAUUAGUAAAAAAAUUACCAUUAAAAAAAUUGUCGAUGAAGAUAUUCUAAGGAGAUUACAAAAAAACAGAGAAAAAACAGUUAAAACACGUACUUGUAUUUCAAAUAGGAAUUCGUUAAAUGAUUUUGAAGUUACUACUGGGCUGUCUACUGCAAUAUUUACAAAAAGAAAAGUACAGACAAUAAAUAUUGUUGCAACAGGUCUAUCAAAUGACGAUAAGAAUAUGAUUAGGAGCGUUAUUAAAGCUCUUGGUUGUGCAAAGCUUGAAUUAAAUGUCACAAAACGGACAACACACGUUGUAACCACGGGGGUGCGUACGAUAAAUCUGCUACAUGGAAUUAUACGAGGCUGUUGGCUCGUUAAACUAGAAUGGGUCUUAAAAUCUUUAGAAAGCAAUAGAUGGUUAAAUCCAGGAGAGUAUGAAAUGACACAUUUUUCGAAAGCAGCGCUGGAAAAUCGUAAAGACAGACAAUUAUUUGGAAGGUCCUAUGUUCCUGAAUUGUUUGCUGCUUGUGGUUACAUACACAUCGAAAACGAUACAAUUCCUCCCUGUAAUGUGUUGAAAGAUCUAAUAAAAGCUGCAGGUGGUCGUAUUAUUGAAAAUCCAGAAACAGCAAAAAUUGUUAUUGGCACGCAAGGUUUAAAAGAAGCUUGGAUCUUAGAUUGUAUUACGACCGGUGAAUUACAACCAUACACCCAAUACCAACAAUGUCAGAGUAGAUACAAAAAAUGA